Micropterus salmoides (largemouth bass) is the source of this 7183-nucleotide messenger RNA. RefSeq lists its product as uncharacterized. The record is from RefSeq and is a predicted model, not a curated record. NCBI's taxonomy places the organism in Eukaryota, Metazoa, Chordata, Actinopteri, Centrarchiformes, Centrarchidae. The transcript has 11 exons. Bases 127 to 6570 code for a protein of 2147 amino acids.
GCCUGAGCCGAGCAUGCGCAGAGGGUUGCACCCAACAGCAUAAACCAUACGCGUGUUUACGGAAUUUAAAUUGAACGGUGAGUUUUUAAGGAGAGGAACAGGUUCUUGUGACUGAAGAGUAGAGGGAUGAAGUUCCCCGUGGAUCUCCUGGCUGAUGUUAGCCAGGCAGAGCUGGAAAGGUUGGCCCACAACUACAUGACCAACCUCCUCCACAGCAACCCUGAUUGUCCUAAACACCUCACCCUCUCUGACUCCACCCAGGUCACCAUAGAUGUUUCCAGUGUGGGCUUUGUCCCACUGUAUGGAUCCAGUGAUAAAAAGAAGAUCCUGGCCCUGUUCUCUCCCAGUGACCCAUUCACUGCUGUGGCUCUGUACCUGCUAAACCAGUGGUGGUCAGUGGAUGACAUUCUCAAGACAGCAGACCCUGCUCGAGAGGGAGUUGUGGAGGUGAAGACAAUAGGAGAGAGAAUAGUUUUAUACAUCCUUAAUCGUGUCAUCUAUAGAGCCAAGGAGAUGAGCUCUGAGGAGCUUCCUUUUCUCUGCCAUGGAGAAAAAGAAAAUGCAAAAAUCCUCUGGAAUAAUGGAGAGGGUGUUGGCUUCUACUCGGUCAAACCUUCAGGCAGCAUAUGUAAUUAUUUUUCAACCAGAAACUAUCAGCUACCUGUGAUGGACUCCAUAUUUGUUAGAAAAAAUCAGCGUGGUAAAGGCUUUGGCCUCCAGAUGCUGGAGGACUUUGUGCUCAGUUUCCAAGAGGACUCUUUGGGCUUGAGGUACCCCCUCACACAAUCCAUGUAUAAAGUGUGUGAGAAGUACCUGGGUCAGUACCCAGGAGACACAGAUCUGCUUUGGGAGGUACAGAGCAUAGGCGGGCCCAACCAGAGGACCAAUAUUGCCAGCAAGAUUCAGGCCAUUAAUCUGAGUGCAGUAUCAAAGAGUCUGUCAUUCACGGAGAAAUCACUUGUGAUUACAGAAGUGACUGAAAAGGAUGUGGUGAUGGAGGCAAUUACCACACAAAUAAAAGAAGCUGAAUCUAUGAAAUGCACUGUUGAAAUUGUGGAGGAAGUGACAUUGCUGAGAGCAACCAAAGAGGUUGAACUGCCUGUUGCAUCCCGGGGAAGGAGUAGUGGCUCAAAGCAAAGGAAGAUGGGAGAAAAGAUCAAAGACCACAAGUCAGAAAAAGUUAUCAGAAUCCAGGAUAUUGAAGCAGAAACCCCCAGAGAGGAGCAAGUUUAUGCGCAACAGAAAACAGAACUGCAUAAUGUCUCUGAAUUGGUGCUGACUAAGGGUAUGUUUAGUGUGGCUACUGAAGAAAAAGGAGAAGAUGUAGUUGAUACUGCACCUGAAGAAGAAGCAGCUACCAUGCCAGAAAAAACAGCCACUGUCCUAGCCUCACAAGAGCUAGAAGAAGGUGAUGUUACAUCUACACUGAUGACUGAGGAGCCACAAGUAGAAGAUAAUGCCACACCUGAUCAGAAAAAUACUUCUCACAAGUCACAGAUAACAGUUGAGAAUGUGGCAUCAGAAAUUGAGGAAGCAAAGGAAGCAGAGGAAAAGUGUCAGAAGAAAGACAUUGCAAUGCUGCUAGUCUCUGAAGAAGUUUUAGUGCACAAGGAAGCAGAAUCUCAAAAAGUGGGAGAGGCAACUCAAAUCAAGGUCACUGAUGUAAAUCCAGAAGAAAGAGUUACACAACAUGUGGUAAGUCUGUCAACACAUGCAUCAUCAGAGGAUGGUGAAACUGUAAAAACAGGUAGAACAGCCAUGAAAACUGCACAGAAUGAAACCCCCAGACUGAGAACUCAACAGCACAGCAAACAAGAGGAGUGGGUAAAGGAGGAAACUACAGCCCACGAUGGAGGGAGAGUUUUGAGAGGAAGAACUGUUAUGACCAUCCCCACACCAAAAUGCAAAUAUACACAAUACAGCCAGAAAGUGUGGGAAGAAUUAGAGAAAGAAGUAAAUGAAUUGGCAGUGGAGAAUGAGGUUUAUACAGCUGAUCUAGAUGAGGGAGAAGAACCAGCAGAAAUUACCUUCUUAAAAGAGGAUGUAGUUGCUGUGGAGGAAUUAAGAGAAGAAAAAAAGCAGCUGGAAGAUGAACAACUAACAAAUGAAGAGAAGACAGAGAAGCAAGAGAAGCCUGGGGUGGAAGAUACACUAGUGAAGGGGAGUUCCACAGAGUUUAGAGAAACAGCAGCUGAAUUUGAGAAAGAACAAAAGGGUGAGGAGGUAAAAACAUCAGUGAUACAGGAUACACAAGAGGUCUCUGAUGAUGAGCUAGAUGAGGUCACUAUUGUGCAGAAGAGAGCUUUGAGAGGAAGACAUAAAGUCACUAAGGCUACAAAACAAAGCAAAACACAAAAGGAAGAGUACGUAGAUCUGGGAACAGGAAGUUCUGCAAGAGAAGAGAAAGCACUAGCAACAGACAAACAGAUGGAGGAACACCACCAGAUGAAACAAGAGGAGACAACUGACAAAACAGAAGAUAUAUCAACCGAGGAAUUAACUGUUGGGGAAGAAGGUACAAUUCCAAAGGCAGAGGAAGCAGCAGAAGAUGUGAUACCUUCGAGUGUGGUGAACAAGGAGGUGCAGGGAGCGACUGAGACGAUAUCACUGAUGGAAGCUGAUAAGGAGGAAGUAGCAGAUGACAUGAUACAAGAGCCUGACUCUGUUGCUGCUGCUUCAGAAACAGUAAUACCUGAUGAGGCUGCCACAUCAGUAGAGCCUCAGGAAAAGGACACAGACUCUGAAAUCCCAAAGCUCCAUGAAGCUACUGUCAUUUUAGUGGACCUAAAAACAACCUGCCAUCAUCUUAGUGUGAUGGAGGUAGAUAAAACACUAGUUGAUGAAGAGUAUGUUGCAGAAAAGGAACGAGUGAAGCUGAUAGCAGCAGAAGAGAAGGAUGUUUCUCAUUGUGUUGCAGAUGAACAAAAACCAGACACAGAAAUGCUGGUAUUGGAAGAUAAUAGAGGGAGAAAGGAGAAGAGCGCAGAGACUGCCAAGAAGGAAGACAGCUGUGGUCAAGAAAAGGAAGAAUAUGCUAAUGUGGAUGAGGAAAAUAGUGAAGCAGAGGAAUCACCAGUCACUGAAACAAGACUUUUUAGAUGUGGAAGAAAUGCAGUUAAAGCAAGUUGCAAUUCCACAGGUAGAAGUAACCAACAGCAGAAGGAAGACAACAUAGUGGAUAUUCUUUAUAUUACUAAAAAGGAGGUGGAUGAAGCUAAAAUAGGCAGUGUUGGGAUGGAAGGACAGAUUGAAGCUAUGGCAAAGGAUGCUGUCACGGUUACAGAUCCAGUGGAGGAGAAACUGUCUGCAAUUUCUGAGAUGUGUGCAGAUGCAAAGGCAGACUUUUCAGUAGUAGAUAAUGUAGUGGAAGAGCAAUCAGAAGCCAUAUACAAGAUAUUUGCAGAAAGGGAGGUACAGACCUCAGGUGAAGAAUGCGAUCAAAGGAAGCUAGUCAUGAGGGAUGAGGAAGUGGAACUACCAGCAGUUGCUGUAACUAGAUCUGUGAGAAGUGGUGGAAAGACAUCCAAAGCGACUCUUAAAAUUAGAGGCAAAAAGCAGCAAGAUGAAGUGAAGGAUGGAGGGGGAACUGCAGAAAAGAGUGCUGAUGGAGAUGAACCUCCAGUAGAAUCAAGAAUUCUGAGAAGGGGAACAAAAUCUGUUUGUAGAAACCGCAAACAAUUCCAGGAAGAGGACGAGGGACCAAAGGAAUCAGCUGAAGAAGCAGAGGAAGAGGAUGAAGAAGACACUGGGCUGGUAUUAGCCGAAGAGCCACCAAAGGCUGGGAGUGAGGGGAAAGCCCCAGAGAUAAAUAAAAUAGAGGUAAAGGAACAUGUUAUUGUAGAAGUGGAAAAAGGAGUGUCAAAAGAAUGGACAGUGACUGAAGAUAAGGAGAACACAGCUGGAGUGACAGCUACUGAAGAUAAUUUAGUACAAGAAGGAGAGGCUGAGACACUGCAUUACCCAUUACCCAAACCCACCAGUGACAUAGCUAUACUAAUAUCUAGUGAAGAGGAGGCAACACCUUCAGUAGCAACACCUUCAGCAGAGGAGCAACAGAGUGAAGAAAUGGCACCCCAACUUUCUGAUCUGCAAAGACUGACUGUAGUUGUAGUGGAUCUGAAAAACCCACAUCAUGAAGUCAUAAUGAAUGCGGAAGAAACAAUGGCAGAGGAGAACAUUGCUGUUGGAAUGGAAAAAAAUGAUCUGGUGAAGGUGGAAGAGGAAGGGUUUGGGGAGAAGGUGAACAUCACAAUACAAGACACAGGGGGGGGAGCUGAGGAAACAGCUAAAGAAGAUGUGCCUAAAAGUGGUGAUGACAAGGAAGUUUCAAAAAUUAGAGAAGAGGAACCAGCUGAGAAACAACAGCAGAUGAUUGAUCAGGACAAGGGAAACAGACUUAAAGAAAAGGAUGUAACUCAAAACGUAGAAAAUAUAAAUCCAGAAAUGGGUACAGAAGAGGUGGAGGCUGCCAUGCAACAAAACACCUCAGAGGAGGGACAGGCCAGUAGUGCUGAUGAGGGAAAGACCUCGGAUGAUGUUGCUGAGAAAGCGGUCACAGCCAUAGUAGAGCAAGAACAGUCAACUUCCACAUCUGAAGUAGUGGGAACUGCAGCUGGAGAAAGUACACAAGAGACACUGUUGAUAACAAAGGACCACAAAGCAAAAGGUGCCUCUGAGGAAAAGGAAGCACCAGUUAUUGAAACCAGAGUUCAGAUAAGUCGUGAAAAAAAGACAGUGAGAGCCACAACAAAAAGCAAACCCACAAGAAGACAAGAUGAUUGGCAAGAUGAGGAGGCAACUGGGCAGAAAAGCACAGGAGAUGAACCAGCAUUUGAAACAAGAGUUCUAAGAAAAGGAAGAAGGUCUGCUACUGCCACAUAUAGAAGUAACUUCAAAAGAGCCCGCACACAGUGUCAGACAGAGGAAGAGGGAGAAGAAGAAACUAAACUAGAGGAAAGCAGAGAUCAGGUGAUUGAAGUGAGCCAUGAGAAGAAAGCUGCAGAUCAGAAAGAAGAAAAAACAGAGCCAGAAUUUAAGACCGAAAAAGUACAAGCUGUGGCAGAGAAAUCACUGACACAGCAAGAGACAUUAGAGGUGGAGCAGUCUGCUGUUUUAGAUACAUGUGUGAAUAGACAGAGAGAGGCUUCUGUUAGGGAAAGUGCUGAAGAGACACCUGAUACAGAUGAAGGAAAUGCUACUGAGGAAGAAGAACCAACUGAACCAAGAGUUCUAAGGAGCUAUCGGAUGGCAGUAAAAGCCACACCAAGAUCCCGAAGAACAAAAAGCCAAAAGGAAGAAAAUGAUCAAGAGGGGACAAUGGUAGGAAAGAGUGCUGAUAAAGAUGAGCCAGCAAUAGAAACAAGAGUUCUGAGGAAGGGGAGGAGGUCUGCUCCUGCCACACAUAGGUGUAAAUCUAAAAGAGCUCGCAAACAGUGUAAGCCAGAGGAAGAGGGGGAAGCAGAAACUACUCUUGCUGAAGAGACUAAUGGAGAGGAACAAGAGGCAGGGCAUGAGGAGAAAAAGGAGAAGGCUGAGGAAGAAGGAAAGAGUAUGGAAAUGAAGGUGAAGAAAGUAAAGAAGCUAAGCGAAGUGGAAGAGGAAGAAGUUGAGAGUGUGGCAGGAGGAGGGUCUGCUGUAGGAGCUAAAGAGCAGAUGAAGGUUGCAUUGACCAAGGGAACAGCAGUGCUUGGAAAAGAGGACAACAGCAUGGCCGCUGGUGAGACUGGUACUGACACAGUUGAGAGAAACAGAGAGCUAAAUGCUAAGAAACAAACAGAAACUGUGGAAAAAUCAUCUACUGGAAAGCGGACAGGGCCUCCACCUGAUAUCACUGUAGAGGACCAGGAAAAGGAAACAGCUAAUUUGAUAGAUGACAGGGUGGUAGAGACAGAUGGUGAAGAACUAGCAACAGAAGAAAUGGAAUUACUAGAGGAAGAGCUAACAGAAAGUAAAGCUAAAACUGUGGACUACCCAGUAGUAGAAGACAGAAGUCUCAGAAGGAUGAUUGAAACUGGUGCAGACAAAGCAGAGGACAAAGCAGAAGAAAACACAUUUCCAAAACGAACAUCCAUACGAAAAAGACCAAGAGUGGAUUCCAAGGAAAAGGAUGAGGAGGAUGGGGGAUGUGUGAUUGUUGCAGCCACUGACGAGGAAGAGGAUGAUGUGGGAUCAGAUGAGGACAAAAACCACAAGAAAGCUGAAUGUUCUGCUGAUGAACUUAUAGAGAAGCUAGAGGAAAGCAGUAGAGACCAAGAUAAUAACAUGAGAGCUAUUGAGAGUUCUAAUGAAAAGAUGGACAUACUAAAUUUAUACAGAUUAGAUACAGCAGCAGGUAUAUGUCAAGAGGACAAGGAAGAUGAGCAGAAUGUGUCAAAGGAAAAGGUGGAACCUAUAGAGAUGGGUAAAAGAGUUUUAAGAGGGAGAUCAUUUCCUUCAGUAAUAAUCACUCCCCUGUCUAAAUCCAGAUUCCGCAGUGUUAAAGUUCAAAAAUCAAAAGGGUCUUUGGCUGAUGAAGAAAAGAGCCCUCAGUCAUCUCAGAAGAGAAGUCUCCACAAGAAAAAAUGGACUUAGAUUUGUGUGUUGGUGUUACCUAAGUGUCACUGCAGAGUUUAGACUGUUCUGAAUCCUAUGAUUCAAACUGACACAAAAAUGCAUUAAGUGUGCAGUUUUAAAAUUUGGAAAACGCAAAACAACAAAAAAUGUUACCAUAUGUAAUGUUUUACUAGGCCUUCUGUAGUGUGCAUGCUUACAAUGUAGACUGAAAAGCUACUGUAUGUUUUUCAUUUUGAUUCAAAGCAAGUCUAUGUAUCUUUUAAAAGGAGAAAUCACACACAUUCUUCCUCUUGGAAUGUGAUUAGGGAUGCACCAAAUGUUCGGCCACCUAAAUUAAUUGCCCGAAAAUAGCAAAAAUAGCACUUUCGGUAUUCGGUAAGUCAAAUCACCGAUUAAAUUUUACCGAACAAUUACGUUGACAUGUCAGCAGUGUGGAAGCAUUUUCAAGUGUCAGAGAAAGAUACAAAAAUCGCCGUUUGCAGACAUCGUUUGCUAAAUUGUCUCCUAUUCCACUCCAUCUGUGGCUGACUUCUUAGAAAAGGCAACAAAACGGUCUGACCCGCUUUGAGUGUUUCUGUCACUUGUUUCUGAGAAGGCGGUUAGGCUAGCCGCACCUAAAUUUGGAGUGCAC